Messenger RNA from Pogoniulus pusillus (Red-fronted tinkerbird), 1629 nucleotides. RefSeq lists its product as uncharacterized. Lineage: Eukaryota; Metazoa; Chordata; Aves; Piciformes; Lybiidae. The record is from RefSeq and is a predicted model, not a curated record. The transcript is spliced from 2 exons.
AUGCCCUUCCACACGAGUGGUGUGCCCCAGGGAUCUGCGCUGGGCUCAGUCCUGUUUAAUAUCUUCAUUGAUGAUCUAGAUGAGGGUAUUGAAUCCACCAUCAAUAAGUUUGCAGAUGAUACCAAGUUGGGAGCAAAUGUGGAUCUGUUAGAGGCUCUUACCUUAAAGGCAAUGGCCACGGUGGAGAGGCUUUUCUGUCUGUUGGAAGCUCACGGUGCCCGCCCGUCCGUGGAAGGGCUGGAUUGGGCCCGUGAGAACUGGAGUAACUGUCAGAGUGUGGCGGAUCGGAUUGUGGCCCUGCAGAAGGAGGCACGGGCCAAGUCGGGAAAGGGCAAAGCCUUCAUCUGUGCAGUUUUGAGUGCGUGUUUGGCCGCUUCAAUAGAUGAAAAGCAAAGCCAAAACGGACGAGAGAAUAAAAUCAUUUCUUCCUUGCAGGAUCUGGUAGAUUCCCUGCAAGGGCAUAUUGUAACUUUAAAAGAAGUGGCAGAUCUUAAGGAUAGAUUAAAAACAGAAGAGAAGUGGCAAAAGUGGUUUUUGAAGGAGGAAGAGUUAAAGCAGACAGAGCCUGCCUGCAUAUACCCCCAGGCAGAACUGGCAGCAGCAGAGGAAGCUGCGGCUCACAUGCGUCCUCUCAUUAAAACUGAAAUGCUGUAUGAGGAUGAGGAUGGCACCCCUGCCAUCACAACGAAAGAGAUACCCUUUUCUUCCACUGAGCUGGCCAAACUGCGUAAAGAGUUCACACGUUAGGCUGGAGAGUCUGAGGUGGAAUAUGUAGGGCGUGUCUCUAGAACUGGAGGUGAUCAAAUUAGGUUAACAGAGGCUGAAGCUACCGGCUAUUGGGGUGCUAACGUGUUCCUAACUACGGGCAAUAGGAGUGGUCCCUGGAGCCUUACUCAGCGAGCAGCUUUCUGGGCUGGGGGCUUUGAUUCAAAGGAGAGAGGAGAGCCUCUAGUUCUGAGGGGAGGCAUGAAUCAGAUAAUGGAAAAUGUGCAGAAGGCAGCUUGUUUGCAAAUGGUCUAUGAUCGAGAACUGAAACAUCAUUUUGAAUCGCCCCUUUCUCUCUUGGUGGACCCGAAGCGAAUGACCCCUCUGGUGAGGGGACUUCCUGACUCCCUUAAGAUGAAAGGCAUCCAGCUUCAAAAGGAGAUAGCUGACACCCCACUUACCUCCCGAAUACAAGCUGCUCUGAGGGAGAACUUAACACCCGGGAGGAACCAGCCGGAUUGCAGACAAUGGACAUGGGAGGAGGUGGCUAGAGAGCUAUUAGAUUAUGCCAGGCAGUAUGGGGUGCCUGAGGAAGUUCAUAAGCCUGAGCCUAGAGGCUUGAGGCAUGUGAAAAUUAAUCACCCACUGCCAAGUGCAGACCCCCGGAGCCAGAUGCUUCGAAUCCCCAAACGACACUCGACUGGGGGAAGAGAGCACCUGAACACUAGGCAGUAUUGGUGGGGGCUUGGCCGAAAGAAAGGUAUCCCAAAAGAAGUGAUUGAUGGGUUAUCUUCAGGGCAGUUGGAAAUCGUUGUAAAAAACUGGCCAGAGUCUAGCCAGAAACUCGAACCCACUGCACCCCCCUUGAUGGACUUAUCUGAUGUGGGGAAAGGCGUGCCCCCUUCUCAGCCUCAGAGGAGCUGA